UUCCAUUUCACCUUUCUCCUGCACGCUCUCCCAACCCCGCGCGCUCUCCCUCUCGCGCAGCUGCAAUGGCAGAUACGUUGACUGAGAUGACCGUUGAUCUCAACCCUGUCCAUGGAAAGAAAGUAAGGAGCAAAAGGGCUUUGAAGCCCAAAAACCAAACGGCUAAUGAGACAAACAUCUUGGCCGGAAAGAUUUCUCAACCCUCUGCUUCUCCUUUGCCAUCAGUCGUAGAUGAUGACGGUAAAGAGAACAGUGCACACUUGUCUCAGCCUCGAUCGCGCAAGCAAACCAAGAAGGCGAAGGAAUCCAAGCAAUCAUUUGAGAAGGAGUUGCAAGAAAUUCAAGGAAAGCUUGAGCAGAUGCGCCUUGAGAAGGAAAAGACUGAAGAGCUCUUGAAGGUCAGAGACGAGAUGUUGAAGCAGAAAGAGGAAGAACUUGAAAACCGUGGAAGAGAGCAGGAGAAGCUGCAGUUGGAGUUGAAGAAGAUGCAGAAAUUGAAGGAGUUCAAACCCACCGUGAGCUUUCCCCUGGUUCAAUCUCUGAGAGAAAAGGAGCAAGAAAAGAACGUUAAGAGAAAGAAGAAGGCGGGCCCAGCCAUCAAAAAGCCAUCUCCAGCUUAUGUCCUCUGGUGCAGAGACCAAUGGAACGAGGUAAAGAAAGAGAACCCACAGUCAGAGUUCAAAGAAAUCUCAAACAUAUUGGGAUCGAAAUGGAAGAACCUCAGCCCAGAAGAGAAGAAGCCCUACGAGGAAAAAUACCAGGCUGACAAAGAAGCAUACCUACAGAUCAUUGGAAAAGAGAAGCGUGAAAAUGAAGCAAUGAAGCUUUUUGAGGAGGAACAGAAGCAGAAGACAGCAAUGGAGUUACUUGAACAGUAUCUCCAGUUCAAACAGGAAGUAGAAAAAGAGACCAAGAAGACAAGCAGGAAAGAAAAGGACCCUCUUAAGCCAAAGCAGCCUCUAUCAGCUUUCUUCCUAUUCUCAAAGGAGCGACGUGCUGCCCUGCUUCAAGAUAACAUUAAUAUUUUGGAGAUUGCCAAGCUUGCAGGAGAGGAAUGGAAGAACAUGGCAGAAGAACAGCGUGGACCAUAUGAAGAGAUGGCAAAAAAGCAGAAGGAAGAGUAUCUGAGGGAAAUGGAGAUAUACAAACAGACAAAGGAUGAGGAAGCUGCAAGCCUUCACAAGGAAGAGGAGGAGCAGAUGAAAAUUCAGAAACAGGAGGCAUUACAAUUGCUCAAAAAGAAAGAGAAGGCAGAAAAUAUAAUCAAGAAAACAAAAGAGAACCGCCUGAAGAAGAAGAAGCAGAAGGAAGAACAGAAUUCAGACCCCAAAAGGCCAAAGAAGCCAGCUUCUUCAUUCUUUCUUUUCAGCAAAGAAAUGAGGAAGGAACUUCUGCUGGAAAGACCAGGCAUCAGCUACUCCACUCUUAAUACUCUGAUUUCAGUAAAAUGGAAGGAGCUGAAUGAAGCGGAUAAACAGCUUUGGAAUGUUAAAGCAGCAGAAGCAAUGGAGGCUUACAAAAAGGAGAUGGAAGAAUACAAUCAAUCUACUGUGAUAAUAGCUAACAACAACCCUAAGCCCUGAACACCCCAAGAUUUCUGUUCAUGUUCAAGUAGUUCUGUUGAACAGCUG
Molecule: messenger RNA, 1631 nt
Organism: Telopea speciosissima
Lineage: Eukaryota; Viridiplantae; Streptophyta; Magnoliopsida; Proteales; Proteaceae
Product: high mobility group B protein 13-like
Exons: 10
Coding region: 66-1583 (505 amino acids)
Molecular function (GO): DNA binding
Source: RefSeq, a predicted model, not a curated record